UUCUGUCUCUCUCUCUUCUUUGAACGGAGAAGAGAACACAAGAACGCUCUGAAUGUUAACGAAGCUAGAGAACAGGCAAAAUUACCACCUGUUUCUCUCUCCAGAUAUUCCUCCACUCCACUUUCCCUCCUUCCUUCUCCGAGCAGGAAGGGAGGUAGGUUCUCACCAACUCUUUCUUCUUAAUUCUCAUCUUAUAUCCUUCACAACUCCUCCGAUUCUCCCAUCACCAACGAAGAAGGAGGUGAUCAUCAUUCAUUGCAUUCUCUUUCUUUAAUCAUUUCAAUUGUUUCCGUCCUUGUUAAUUUCAACUGUUUAAUUUGUUUCUUCAGCUACGUAAGUACGUCUAUACACACAACAACAACGAUAAGGAUGAUGGAUGAUUGGAUGAAUUGGCGAGUCGUCGAUCAGAUUCAGGUAAAAUCAAAAUCUCUUUAAAUUUCAACGAAUGUCGAUAAUUCUAUAGAGUGGAUUUUCACUGCGUGAGGGAGAGGAGAGGAGAGGAAAGGAGAGGAGAGUGUGGAUAUGGAUAAUUCGACGGAAGGUGUUCGAUCUUCUGCAAACGUCGUGAGAUGCUUCGAUGGAUUGAACGGUUGUUGCUCGAUGAUGCAUAGAUCUUAUUCAGGGACCUGGCUUCGAUCUGUCAAGAGAAGAACAGAUGAAUUCGAGCAAGAGGAUGAUAUUAUUAAUCUUAAUAAUAAUAAUAAUACGGUUUCCAUUCCGGAUCUCGCUUUCUCGGACGUUGCUCGUGUUGAGGUCGCGAACGAAUGCAUCGCAUUGAGAGAGAUGGUUAGUAAUCAGCAAAAGACGAUUCAAGAUCUCACACUAGAAAUUGAAGAGGAAAGGAACGCCUCUUCGUCCGCUGCUAAUGAGGCAAUGUCGAUGAUUCUACGGUUGCAGAGGGAGAAGGCCGAGAUUCAAAUGGAAGCUCGUCAGUUCAAGCGUUUCACGGAAGAGAAAAUUUCUCAUGAUUUACAAGAGCUUUCUGCAAUGGAGGAAUGUUUGUAUAAGAGAGAUCAAGCAGUUCAAUCUCUAAAUUGUGAGGUUCAAGCCUAUAAACACAGGUUGAUGAGUUUCGGUCUUACGGAAUCCGAAGCCGACGAUACUGCAGAUCUCAUUUCCAUCGACGAUUAUCCGCCUCUCAAAUGCAGUAACAACGAAACUCGAUCAUGCUCGGAAAUCGAAUACGACGUAACCGACAUCGACAAAUACGCAUUCGGAGAAACUCCAAGAACACCAAAGGAUUUUGAAUUCAAGAUGAGUCAAUUCGAAAGAAGUCCUAAAAACGCAAGACGACCUCGUCAUUUCAGGAGAAUCUCAACAGGGAGUUCAAACUCUUUAAUCGCGUCAAUCAAAGAGAUGAAUGCAGAUUUCAACAUGGAUUCUUCUUCAUCACCUAGAUUUCGAAAAAUGGGAAGUAUGACGAAGAGCAAUACAAUGUCGAAUUUGGGAAAAGCCGUGAGUUCAACGAAGACGUCAGAUAUUGGUGAUGAAGAUGAUAUGAGUGAUAGAGUAUAUACAAUAGACUCAAUCAAUGUUUCUUCUUCAGAAACUCCCAAGGCUGCUGCUACGGCUGUUGCUGCGGCUAAUGAAGUGGUUGUUUUCGAUGAUGAUUACGCGAAGAAGACGAAGGAAUGUGGUGAGUAUGAAGGUAGUACUAAUGAUCCAGAGAUAAAGAAGCUGUAUGUGAGGCUUCAGGAACUGGAAGCUGAUAGAGAAUCGAUGAGACAGUCAAUAUUAUCAAUGAGGACUGAUAAAGCACAAUUGGUUCUGUUGAAGGAAGUUGCUCAGCAUCUGUGUAAAGAUAUGUCUCCUUCUGCUAGAACCAUGGCUGCUUCAAAACAAUCUCAGGUUCAUGGAUCUUCAUUCAAAUCCAUAUUCAAGUGGAUUGCGUGUUUCAUUACUUGGAGGAAACAAGCUCGUCGCAGCAAGUACAAUUUUGGAAGUUCGAACAAGAAUGCGGUUGGUUUAUUGGCACUUCUCGAGAAAGCAAAUGUCCCACGAGCAGAACAUCGAAGAUACACACGACUAAUCACUCAACAUUUAGGGUCUAUAUGAGCCUUAUCAUAUUGAUUUUUAAAAUACCAAAAUUCCCGAAUUGACCUCAUGUGAAAACCCCCCAUUCAAUAGACAAACCCACCCAAUUGUCUCAAACAUUAAUAUGAUCUGAUCUGUAAUCAAACCCAAAAUAUAAAAGAAAAAAAAUAGAGAAAAUAUACCUUUUAAAAUAGGCUCGACCAUUUUUACUGUCUCAUUUACACUU
Molecule: messenger RNA, 2260 nt
Organism: Impatiens glandulifera
Lineage: Eukaryota; Viridiplantae; Streptophyta; Magnoliopsida; Ericales; Balsaminaceae
Product: myosin-binding protein 7-like
Exons: 3
Coding region: 523-2055 (510 amino acids)
Source: RefSeq, a predicted model, not a curated record